This is a messenger RNA of Eurytemora carolleeae, 2417 nucleotides long. RefSeq names its product RNA-binding protein 5. The coding region runs from base 87 to 2417 and encodes 776 amino acids. Gene Ontology annotation, molecular function: RNA binding. Lineage: Eukaryota; Metazoa; Arthropoda; Copepoda; Calanoida; Temoridae. The record is from RefSeq and is a predicted model, not a curated record. The transcript is spliced from 21 exons. Gene Ontology annotation, biological process: mRNA splicing, via spliceosome. Gene Ontology annotation, cellular component: nucleus.
AAAAUAAAUAAUUAAUUUAGUUUAGCCGAGAUACGUUUUGCGUCACAAGUUAAAGGUUUUAAACGUUAUUACGCAGGUUUCCAACCAUGGCGUACACCUAUGGGGGUGAAGAGAACUACGGGAAUGGCCAACAAGGUUUUGGUGGGCAAGGUUACGGAGGCAGAGGGGGAGGUGGAGGUUUCGGAGGAGGUGGGGGAAACUUCGGAGGCGGAGGAGGGUUCGGAGGUGGUUAUGGAGGCCCGGGCAGGGUCGGCGGUCACAGAGGGUUCCGUGGCGCCGGUUCUUUUCAACACCCUGGACCAUUUCCUGGACAGUUUCAAGGCAGGGGGGCGGGCCCACCUGGAGGCGGAGCUUUUUGGGGCCAGGGGCAGAAUGUGGCACCCUGGGGACCACCGCCUCCUAAUUUGGGACAUGGAGGACAUUAUGGAGGCCAAGAAGAACAGUUUGGAGGCCAGGGAAUGGAGGAGUAUGUUGAGGAUGAAGGUGCUCCCGGGGAAGAGAAUGUGGAGGAAGUAGAACAAAUAACUGAUAGUAGAGACGGAGGGAAGGAGGAGCAGGGACGAAAUGUUGAUCACACUGCUCAAGUUAGUACCGAGAAUUCUGCCGAAUUUAACUUGAAGGACAAGAAUGGUGAAGAAGACAUAAAGAGUGAUAAAUCAGAAGCUAAGAAAAGGUCAAGAUCUAGAUCUAGGUCUAAGUCUAGAAGUAGACGACGUAGUAGAUCUUGGAGUAGGGGCAAUAGACGGAGAAGCCGGAGUAGAAGAAGAACUAGAAGCAAGGAGAGGAGAAGGAGGAGGGAUAGAACCAGGUCUAGGAGUCGCUCAACAAGUCGUAGCAAGAGAAGUCGAAGCAAGAGGAGCCGGAGCAAGAGGAGCCGGAGCAGGAGAAGUCGGAGUAGAAGUAGGGAUCGCAGGCGCAGAGACAGGUCUAGGGACAGGAGAAGAAGCCGAUCCAGGACACCUCCAAGGCGAGGUGGAGGUAAUGACUGUGGAAACUGGAUGACGGAUGAACCCAAUAGUACAAUUAUGAUUAGAGGUCUUCCCGUUUACAUUCUGGAACAAGAUAUCCAUGAUAAUAUUCUAACUCAUGGAAUCGAAGCUACUGAAGUUCGUCUGAUCAGGAAGAAAGAUACCGGUGAAUCCCGAGGCUUUGCUUUUGUUGAAUUCGCAAGUGUGAGCGAGGCGAAGGAGUGGAUCGAAGCUGAGCAGGGCAUGCUGAGAUUUGGUACAUGGGAGAUAACGAUGCAGUACAGCCAGGCUAGAGACCUCAAGGAGACUAGAGUUGAACCAAGCAAGCUUCUUGUCGACUGGAAAUGUCCAAAGUGUGAUGCACAGAACUUCAAGCGCCGGGAGCAAUGUUAUAAGUGUGCUUGUCCUCGACCUGAGAUAGAUGUUACCAAUACACUUCUAGAGGACGAGACUGAUGAAACUAGUCCUCAACCAACCAGUGUUCUGAUGCUGAGUGGUCUGGAUGCUCUAUCUAUGGAAGAAUCGAUAAUGAAAGCUCUGAAAGGAAUCUCAGCUUUACCAAUUCUCUCUGUAACAAUCAGCAAGGAUAAACUUACCAGUAUGUCGAGGGGGAUGUGCUAUGUACAAAUGAGAUCAAUUAUGGACGCUAUGAUUCUGUACAACACUAUUUCUGAGAAAUCACUCUUCGUUGACGGUAAAAAGUUGUUGGUUGCCUACAGAAAACAGGAGAAUGAAAAGGAGAAAUCGUGUCUGGUUGAUGCACCAGCUGGUAAUACAGGGUCCAUGGUCCCCUCACAACAGGAUACUCAGGCACAGUUCUCAGAGGAGGAAAUUAGGAAAAUGGCCGAGUAUUCUGCAGAUCUAUAUGCUAAACAUCCAGCUGAACGAGCUAGCUAUAUACAAUACUAUACAACUUACUACAAGGAGGGCGGGGAUCCUACCCCCGCCCUGAAGGCCAUCUAUGCGGAGAAGAAAGGACCACCCGUCCCAGUGGAUCUAGGUUCCAUUUCUAUCAACGGUGUUGUUUAUAAAAAAUAUCCUCCUCCAGACACAAGUACCUACCAGUUUGAUGAGUCGAGUGGAUAUUAUUACGAUCCUGUGUCUACUCUCUACUACGAUUCCAAUUCACAAUACUAUUAUAAUUCAAAGACAACACAAUUUUGCUACUGGGACGCUACUCAUGAAACCUUUCUCCCGGCCCCAGAUUCAGAUGCUGCUCAGGCCCGGGAGGUACCCGCAGCACCUGAAAUUACUGUGAUACCUGCCCAAAAAGGUGUAGAGGAUAUUGCAUUUUCUAUCCUGCAAAGGAAUGACAGACCGGUUGAUCCUGGCCCUCUGCCCGGUCUUGCAGGAUACCAAGAUGAUGAAGAAGAUGAACUUCAAUUAACAGAUUGGGACAAAUAUGCCUGUCUUCUUUGUAAGCGACAAUUUCAGGUAGUGGAGCAAUAG